Messenger RNA from Equus caballus (horse), 12338 nucleotides. Lineage: Eukaryota; Metazoa; Chordata; Mammalia; Perissodactyla; Equidae. The record is from RefSeq and is a predicted model, not a curated record.
GCAAGGUGGGGCGGUGCGAGAGCGGGACCGGCUGAGGCGCCGGCGCCGAGGCGGGAGCGGGACUGAGGAGCGGCCGGCGAGGCGGGCCCGGCCUGAGAGGCGGAGCCGCUGAGAGGAGGGGCGACGACGGAGGAACGGAGGCGGAGAAUCGGGGGUGGGGGGAAACCGGGGAAAGGAGGAGCCGGAGAAAGGAGGAGCUGGGGAAAGGACCAGGAGGAGUGGCCCGGAGCAGAGCGGGGACGCAAGGAGAGGAGGCGGAGGAGGGCCCAGUCAGCGCGGGGAGGAGCCAGCAAAGUGGCGGCGGCGGCACCUGAGCUUACCUGAAGGUUCUACUGUAAACUACAGGCCAGAAUUUGUGUCUUCAACAAAGAAGAACAGUCUCAGAGCCUCAUGGAAGAGGAGCAUAUCAGGCCUUCGGGUUUGGACUGGAAUUACACCAUCAGCUUUCCUGGACUUCCAGCUUGCAGACAGCAGAUCGUGAAACUUCUCAGCUUUCAUGAUUGUUCUGGAGGUAGGCAGUCCGGGCUGCAUGGCUACAUGACAACUCUGCUGCGUGAGGUUGUCCGGGGAUCCAGACUCCUAUCCUGUGGCUCAACCAAUCCUAGGGUAUGUCGCUUUUCCACGUGGCUUAAAAUGGCUCUCCACAAUGCCUAAGAACCAAAUAGCAGGAAGAAGGAAGUAGGAGAAGGAGGAGAUGCCGUCUGCCUUUAAGAGUUUGAAGAGGAGGUUCUUCAGGUCUCUUCUAGCCACAUCCCGUUGUCAACAGCUUAAUCACAUGACCACAACUGGCUGAAGAUACAAGAAGAAGAAGAAGAAGAGGAAGAGGAAGAAGAAGAAGAAACAAAACUAAAUAGGCAAUGUCUAACUCCAGGGCCAGAGGCAUUCAAGUCAGUUCUUAAAACAUUGAGUGCCUGCAUGCACGAGGAAGGCACAGUACUGGUUCACGAAGGGGAUUCCUGAAGGUCUAAGUUACACGGUAAGGGAGUCAACCUUAGCCUGACAUUUCUCUCUCUUCUGCUCUCUUUCUAAAAUGGUGACAAAUGAAUUUAAAUCCAAGUCUCCUUUGAAAAAACAGCUAAACAUUCCCUGGCAUCCCUCAUAUUGCAUAUAUGACCCAAGGUCAUUUCUGACAACUACCAAGAUGAUUGUCAGCCUGCCCGGCAGCUCACUGAGUCCAGACCUCAGCUUCUCCCAGACCUACCCAUUGUCCUGCUUCUUGUCACCAGCAAGCAUAAAGGACACAAGCAGAAAAGCUUAUCAGAGGGAAGCCUCAGGUUACCAGAACUCUUGGUGACUGAGAGAAGGGAUUUGGUUAAUUUAUUUUUCUGGGUAACUAAGGGAUAACCAGAGAAGGCAUUGUUUCAAUCUUUGUGGCUGAAAAAUCUUUCUAAUAUGUGUGUCUCUUUUCCACGUUAGGAAAUAAGAGUACCUGGAGGACAAGUUUGAAGCAUAUGUUUUCAUGGCUUGUUCAUAAGUGACCACUAUCCAGGCCUGGAGAUGGUAAUUGGAAUAUAAGAACUUUAGAAAUAGUGCAGUCCUUUAUUUUGCAAAUGAGGGAACUGAGCUCCAGAGAGGGAAGUGAACUAUCUAAGGUCACAAGGGUCACAGAGCUGGAAAGGCAUAGAACCAGCUUCAAUAUGAGCUUAUAUUUUCUAAAAUUGGGAAGGAAAAUAAUCUUGCUUAAGUUGAAGGUCCUGGCUAGCAUAAAUAGAAGGCAUAAGUUUUCCUGUUCUUCAUCCACUACUUCUGUAAGUACCAGCCAGAACUCUACUGACAAAGUAAAGGAUUGAAGCAAUUUUCUGAAUCAUUUGGACUGAAACCCCAUUGCAUAGCUAUAGCCUUUAAAUAUAUGUGGUGUGGCUGUAAAGCAAUGUGACCAGUUUCCACAAACCACACGAGAAAACUGGGAACACUGUUAUACAUUCAUACUGCGUGCUCUGGAUUUUCCAUGAAUACAGGGGACAGGAAAUCCAGAAAUAACCCCUAAAUUUGUUUGGAAACCAAUUUCUACCUCCACCUUCAAGAAAUCUUUUUCAAAAAGCCACAAAGAAGAAGCAAAACUGACUUAGCCAUUCUGUCACAUUUCUUCUUAUCUUUUCUCUUGUGCAUGUUUACUUCAUCAUCUCCUGGUGCUAAUACCAAGGCAAAUUACAGAAAGGUCAAAAGGAGGGGGAAUUAUAAGGGUAUGGCAAAUGAAAAAUAGUCUACUCAUGAGGUAAAAGACACAAAUGGCAGAAUACUGGCCGUGAUGCUUACACUUCAAGAAAAAGGAUUUAUUGACUUCUUCGACUAAUUUUUCCCAAUAGCCUUGCUACUCAAGGUGUUGCCCAAGGACCAGCAGCAAGGCAUCACCUGAGAUCUUGUUACAAAUGCAGAAUCUCAAGCCCCCAUGACAUAUCUCAAGUUAAACAAGAUCCCCAAGUGAUUUGUGUGAACUUUAAAUUUUGUGAGGCAUUGAUGUAGAGUAUGUUGAGAAUAACUCUGGAUUAGGACUUAGAAAACCAGGUUUCUCUUCCUGCUUCUGCAACUUACUCAUUUAAUAAAUUUAUCCAAAUCACUUCCCCUUUAUGAGCUUGUUUUCUCAUGGGUAUAAUGAGAGAAUUGAACUACAAGACCUCCAAGGGUCUUUAUGCCCCAAAAUUCUAGGAUCUAAUUAACAGUGGACACCUGACAUUGGAUGCUUCCUUGGAAACACCUCGACUUCCUUCAGAUUAGCAAAGUUUAUGACUGAAAACUCAGCUGGUAAGGCAUUGGCUUCCCUGACCAUCUCCAACCCCUCCAUUCAGUUUGCCGCAAUCUCACUGGCCUUCAAAAAUUCUGAGCUGGGAUGGUCAUGGUUAUUACUAUCUCUUAGUUUUUCAGAAUGAGUCUACAUGAAGCAACAAGAGAAGGCAGCUGUGCUGAUGGUGGGAAGGAACCAAUAUCCAUGGCUGUCCCCCUGGAGCUGGAGGAGACAGAGGUCUCUGAGGUUCCACCAAAAUAUGGAACUUGAUUUUGGACAUUUUGACGAAAGAGAUAAGACAUCCAGGAACAUGCGAGGCUCACGGAUGAAUGGGCUGCCUAGCCCCACUCACAGCGCCCACUGUAGCUUCUACCGAACCAGAACCUUGCAGGCACUGAGCAACGAGAAGAAAGCAAAGAAGGUACGUUUCUACCGCAAUGGGGACCGCUACUUCAAGGGGAUUGUGUACGCUGUGUCCUCUGACCGUUUUCGCAGCUUUGACGCCUUGCUGGCUGACCUGACUCGAUCUCUGUCUGACAACAUCAACCUGCCUCAGGGAGUGCGUUACAUUUACACCAUUGAUGGAUCCAGGAAAAUCGGAAGCAUGGAUGAACUGGAGGAAGGGGAAAGCUAUGUUUGUUCCUCAGACAACUUCUUUAAAAAGGUGGAAUACACCAAGAAUGUCAAUCCUAACUGGUCUGUCAAUGUGAAGACAUCUGCCAAUAUGAAAGCCCCCCAGUCCCUGGCUAGCAGCAACAGUGCCCAGGCCAGGGAAAACAAGGACUUUGUGCGCCCCAAGCUGGUAACCAUCAUCCGCAGUGGGGUGAAGCCUCGGAAAGCUGUGCGUGUGCUUCUGAACAAGAAGACAGCCCACUCUUUUGAGCAAGUCCUCACUGACAUCACUGAAGCCAUCAAACUAGAGACCGGGGUUGUCAAAAAACUCUACACUCUGGAUGGAAAACAGGUAACCUGUCUCCAUGAUUUCUUUGGUGAUGACGAUGUGUUUAUUGCCUGUGGUCCUGAAAAAUUUCGCUAUGCACAGGAUGACUUUUCUCUGGAUGAAAAUGAAUGCCGAGUCAUGAAGGGAAACCCAUCAGCCACAGCUGGCCCAAAGGCAUCCCCAACACCUCAGAAGAGUUCAGCCAAGAGCCCUGGCCCCAUGCGCCGGAGCAAGUCUCCUGCUGACUCAGGUAACGACCAAGACGCAAAUGGAACCUCAAGCAGCCAGCUCUCUACCCCCAAGUCUAAGCAGUCUCCCAUCUCUACGCCCACCAGUCCUGGCAGCCUCCGGAAGCACAAGGACCUGUACCUGCCUCUGUCCUUGGAUGACUCGGACUCACUUGGUGAUUCCAUGUGAAGGAGGAGAGAGCGUUCAGAGUCCAGAGUACAAAUCCAAGCUUACCGUUACAAUAGGGUACUUCUGCUCAAGUGUCCAACAGGGCUAUUGGUGCUUUCAAGUUUUUAUUUUUUCUUAUUGUUAUUUUUAAAAACACACUGUAAUAUGUUGGGUUUAUUUUCCUGUGAUUUCUCCUCUGGGCCACUGAUCCACAGUUAUCAAUUAUAAGAGAUAGAUUGAUAACCAUCCAUUGGGGUAACUUUCCAGGAAUGCAAAAUGUGCUAGUCCAUGACGUUUCUAUUGAAUAUUUAGGCACCUGCGUUAUUUUUCCCGUCUCACUUUGCUCAUACACGACAGUCUUCCUUCUGUAGAGGGUUGUUUACAUACAUAACACUUAAAAUGUGUGUGGGGGGGGAAACUCAUUGGCAAAUCCAAGAGUGACAAACACAAGUGCCCCUUGUCUCCCGAUCUCAAGAAUGCUGGAGGCUCCUGGGAGGACAGCAAGGCAGCUCCCCAGCCUCGCUCUUCACUCCUGAUUGAGCCCCUAGUUUGUUGUCUAGCACCAGUUCUGGCUGCCAAGGGGGAGAAACACCAGCAACUUGUAAUUCUGACACCAGAUGCUUAGGACCCCAGUGUGAGGGCUAGCUAAAAGAGAAUUGGCAGAAUGGGGAGACACUGGGGACAUUUCAGCAGAGUUUUAUAAAGUACAGUGAAUUCCUUGUCAACCUCUCCACUGGGACAAUUUGGAAUCAAUAAGCAAUUAAUAAGAGUUGGGGGUGAGGGACUUCAUAUACCUGAUUCCACUAGGAGGCUGUCUAACAUAGCAAGUUAUUACACAAACUGUAUGGUAUCCAUCUAUCUCUGUUCUAUUGAAUGCCUUGUAAACAGCCAACACUGAAAACACUGUGAAAUUUGUUUUCAGGUCUGACACCUUUCGGUCGCUUUUUAUAGCAAGAAGCCAAUAUCCUUUUUAUAAAACAUUGUGUCUGUAUUUCAGGAGCAAACUCUUCAGGCUCCUUUUUUAUAAACUGGUGAUUUUCUUUUGUCUAAAAAACACACGCAGAAAAUUUACCAAAAAAAAAAUGCAGAAGAAUAACGUAGUUUAGAAAUCAUGCUGUCACUGCCAAACAGAAACCUCCAGGAGAAAACAAAAUGAAUAGCAGAGGCCAAUUCAAUAGAAUCAGUCUUUUGAUAACUUUUUAACCGUUAUACUUACAUUAAUAAUUUCAAUGUGGACCAGACAUUCUAGUUAUAUUUUAAAUGAAAUGUUAUGGCAUAUUUUAAGCAACUCUUUUUUAUCUAGAUUCCUGGUAUUUCAUACUAAAGACAGAAACCUUUCACUUGUCUUUAACACUAGAAAGGAUUUCUCUUUGCUAAGGACUGAUCAUUUGAAGUAAUUCUCAGUCUUUGAGGUACAGGUUCAUAACGCUGCUUUUUGUUUGUAAUCACAGCCCAUAAUGGCAAAGACAAGGAACUUUAAGUGAAAGCCAUGCAUGCCAAUUCUGUGUUUGCUUUUAGCAGAUAUGAAGAUGUCCUUAUUUCUUUGUAAUUGUUCAGAUAGUUUGAAAGGUGCAGCAUUCAAAGCCAAACUGCUGCUUGGCUAGUGAAUGACUUGCAGUUGUUUAUCCACUUUAACUGGAAUAAGCUUGCUGUGUGUGUGUGUGUGUAUGUGUGUGUGCAUGCGCGCGCGUGUGUGCAGCUGCUUCAUAAUUAGGAGAUACUACAGGAUACUCCGACAUGGAUCAGUGGCAACUGCUGAUGUGCACUGUGUAGGAGGGAACUCAGUGGUGGAAGGAGUAGCUCAAAUGCCCCCAGACAAGCUUCAGAUGUCCUUAGCUACAAAAAACAUUUUUGGUUCGAGAAAAGUCCACAUGAUGAUAGUACUGAUUCCUGCUUAAAUUGGUCAUUGAAGAACCCAAAAUUAUGAGAAUCUCUUUUUGCCCCUCUCCUUUAUUUGUAGGCCUGUUAGAAACCAUUAAGAAGCCCAUUUUACUUACCCCCUACCUCUUUCUAGAAGCUAAGGUUUUCUUAGUGCCUCUCAGAAUAAUUUGUAGUUAAUUGAGAAAAAUUGUUACUUGGAAUGGAGAGGGAGUGUAGAGAGUGGUAGGAGGUCUGUUUCUAAACUUCAAGCCAGAUGGCCAAAGAUUCCACCCACAGUCUUUCUCCAGAUCUCAUUUCGUCCAAUUCCUUCAAUUAAAGAUGAAACAGAGGCUGAGGCAGCCCAAUGACCUGCUGGUAAAGAGCAUGGCCAGAGGAGGAAUUCAGAUUUCCCUAUGUCCAGGCCCUAUGUUACCUCUCUGAGCCUUUCCUUGCUUGUGAAUAUGCACCAUUAGAAAAUAUGAAAUGGACAUAUUUUCUUUAGAAUGAUCUUUGAACCAACAAUCUUCUAGAAUAAUAAUAGAUUUUCCAUCUUUCUUUUAAUCAAUUAUAAGGAAAUAUUUCUGUACUGCCAUUUCAGGGGGCCUUGGUAUAGUUCAAAAUUCAAGCCUUCAAUAAUUGCAUUUUAAAUUAGCCUAUUUUCAAGGCAAAAAAAACCAGUUGUAACUGAGCACCUUCACCCCUGUCUUUCAUUCCCAAUUUUACCAGAUCCAGUUUUACCACUAAAGUCCCGUUGUAUUACCUUCUGCACAGUCAGCAAAUAUCAAGUAUUCAGUAAGUAUUUACCUCCACUACCCCCUUUCUCCCUCCUUCUUUCACACACACACACAAACACACACAUAAUCCAUCUGUUGCUUGUUCCUACCUCCUUAUUUUUCUCCCUUACAGAAAUAGAAAUAGGGACAAAGAAGGGGAAAAUGUAUAUAUGGGGGCUGGGCUGAACAACUUCAUAAGUAGUGUUAACUAGGAGUAAAUUGAGAGAAAAGUUCCUUUUCUCUUCACUGUUUUGGAAAGGAUAGCCAUUAGCAUGACUGCUUUGUGUCCUUACAGACUUUAGUAUUAGCCUAGAUUGAAUCAUAGAGUUUUCUAGCUGGAAGGAACCUUAAGAUCACAUCAUGUACUUCAAAUUCCUCAUUUUCAGGCCAGGAACGGAGACGCAGAGGUAAAGUAAUUUCCCCAAGGUCACACAGCUGGCUAGGGGCAGGGCUGGGAUUAGAACCCACAUCUCCUGGCUCUUAUUCCAGGGCCUUUUCCCACUGAACUGUAUUGCCUUCCACUAGGCUCCUGAGAAUUCUUUCCCAGGGUCAUGUUGCAUCUUGGAGCCAUAUGCUGCUGCCCUGAUCUCAGUGGGAAAUCCUCCAAGCAACCUAAUACGGCUCUUUCUCCCUGUAUUCAUAUGGUUCCCAUCCACAUGGACUGCAGAUGUCUCCAAAGAGCAGGAGGCAUCGAGGACCAACGGGAACAAUGAGGGCCCUUGCCUUGUCCAUCCAACACAAGGAAUCACUGCCCCUCCUUGAGGAGCCCUCCGAACAGCCCCCCGAGCUUCUGUCCUGUCCAAAGCGAAUGGAGGAAGACUGGUUUUCCUUGGCAGCUCAACUCAUCUCACCUCAUACUGGUUGGUCUUCACGAGCUGAGGGAAAUGUUUCUUGUUCCUAGAGCAGGGAAAGGAAGGAAGGAAGAGCGGAACAAUAGCUUUGUUCAUCCAGACUUUCUGAGGUGGCUUUGCAGUAUUUUUAAGUGACUGUGGCUGUGAUUCAUUGGCAAUAAGUUCUUUUAAAAUAUGAGAGUGAGAUUAGCUAGAGAAAAUAACCUGGCCUUGCUGCAGUAGCCCUCAUCCACAAUGUCCCCAUAGCCGUCCUGCCCUGAUGGGGGGCAAUUUCCAGGUAUAAGCAAGGGGUUUGUGACUAAUAUGUACCCUGGCUGAUGUUAAACAUUGGCUCCUUGUAUUUGCACUAAAAUAGCAAGGUAUGUGCUUUACACACCCUACUCAUCUUUUUGUGUACACUGCUCCUGUGGCCUUCCAUAGCAGAAACCAGGGCAACAAGAUCUGAACACAUAGUUUUCCUUGCAGCAAGGCUCUUCCUGGAAACUAAGGGGUAUUCAUUAGUUCGGUUCCAAGAGACCUCCUUCUCAGUUUACCCCACUCCUAAGGAAAUUCUCUCUUUUGUGCUUCUUCCCAAUCAUAAUUAACCAAGGAACUUUAAAAUGGACCUGUAAUUAUCUGAAGAAGGCAAGAAGGGGUCUGAGCCCCUAAAUCCUUCUUUAAAGCACCCAGCCCCAGUCGUAGACCAGCAAUCCAGUGCUUGCCUUAGACAAAAUUGUCUACUUCCAUGCUCCCUUCAAUACUCUGGAUGGACAUGCCCCCAAUCCCCCUCAGAUUUGGUUCUAAAUAGCUUUUCUUUUCUUAAAGAACACAUCUCCCCUGGACAGGGGAACAAGCAUGCCCGUGUUCUCAAAAUGAGCUCCAGCAUGCUGAUGGGGAUGUUCCUAAAGAUCAGCCCACCUUAGAAACAUCUAUGCCAAGAGACGUUUCCAGACAGAUGCAGUGGGGCAGUGGGCUUUGAAUGACCUGUUUCACUGUCCAGGUUGCUAUGGAAAUAAAAGGCAAUGGAGAUUUCUUUCUUUAAAAAAAGCCAUUGGAAGCUGUCCUUGGCCACAUGGGGCCACUUGGAUCUCCAAGGCUAGACCUCACUCACAUAUUGCCCUCAUUGCAUUAAGGGAUUUGGCUCUUAGGCCUAGGCUGGUUUCCUAAGUAAACCAUCAGUGUUUUGAAACUCAUCUGGAAUGGGUGAGGGGUUAAAGUCCUAUGUUUUGGGACCAGGAACCUAGAGAGAAUGAAAGCCCAGCCAUUGAUAUGCCAGAAGUGACCUGAGGCCUCCUGUAUAGCAAUGGAGCCUUGCUGGGCUCCCUGAGUCUCUCUCCUGGUAUAGAACUUCGAACCUAUCACACUUCAACCUCUGCUUGAAGAAGGAGAACCCAUAUUAGCCUUGUCCACUGUUCUAUGAUUUCAUGCAGGAUUUCCUCUUCCUUACAGGUGUGACCACCUGGAGCAAGGACACUGCACUGAUUCCUCAUGCCUACCUUUUGGCUGGAGCGGCAUCUGGAGAGGAGGUUCUCUGGCUAUUGCUGGCCAAGACCCACUCUAGUGCUGUUAACAGUCAGUGGAUUGCCCUUAGCCCUAAAGGUUGUGAUUAUUGACCAAGACAACACAAGUCAUUUUUUAAAAAUGAAUUCCUAAUUUUGUUCUUCUUCUGGCUAGCAUACCUCACUUUCCUAGAGGGUAAAAGGCUAGAGAUUUUUUCACACCACAGCCAAGACAUGUGUGCAAGGAGGAAAAUGCAUUUCUAAACCCACAGAGCACUGACUCCAGUGGGCAGCCUACUAUGGGCUGGGAGUGUUAGCAGUUUCUCCAAACCCCUUCCACUUUUUCUUUUCAGAGACUAAAAGGCUCCCUCUCCAUCAGCCUGUCUUUCAGUAUACCUAGCUAGAGAAUUUUGCCCCUCCUCUCUUCAGGAAAAGGUGACUUCUUCCUCUGUCUCCCCUACGCUGCUCCCCAGAGCUUGUCUCCACCUCCAAAGAUCUAGUGUGGUCUUUACACCCAGCCUCUUGCUAUUGGUGUCACUUUCUGCUUGUUUCCCAUUAAGGAUUCAUGCAGCCCUCCUACUUUGGCCUAGGUAGCAUGACUCUUGAACUCUCCUUCCAACUGCCUAACUUUUUAUCUCUUAGUUUAUGGGCUUCAACAUUUUCUGGAAUCAGAGGCAAUCUUAUCUUACCUUGGAUGCCUGGGGCUAGGAGAAUAUAGAAUUCCCAUUUGGAAUUAAGGCAUCUUCCUGCACCUUAUUAGAAGGACAGACUAGUUGGGAGAGGUCAGAUGGCAAAACAGAGGUCAGAGAAAACACCUUGUAAACUAAGGGAAAAGUGGGAGGCAUUGGAACUUUUCGUUUCUGAGUUAACAACCUGAGGAAAUCAAUGGCUUUUUGCCUCUGUCUCUCUCCCCUGUGUAUCUCUGUCUUCUUUCUCUCUCUAGUUCACUAUAUUUGCUCUUGGUUUUGUACUCUAUGUUAUCAUGCUCUUUCCACAGCACAAAUGUCCAUCCUUUGUCCUCUGAAAUUCUUCUCUCUCUCUUUCGUUGUCUCCCUCUUUCUUUUUCCUUCCUCCUUGUCGAGGCAUUGGGCAUACGCCUCUUCUCAGCCCUGUGAUUUUGUCUUGGUGAUGAGAAGUUAUUUCCAGACUCAACCAGCCCUGAUCCUACCCCAGUCCACUCAGAAGUAUAUUGAUGGGAAUCAAUCUGAUCCUGGCCCUCUCUUCUCCAUUUUCAGUUGUAAUUCCUCAAAGCAGAUCCUAACAAGCAGUUUCCUUAUAGCUCGUGUAUCUUUGGGUCUUUGCCUUCCAAGUACUGUACAGAAUACUUUGUGGUUCCUUUUUAGUCUGCCAUUUUGUGGAGCAGUGAAGUGUGCUCAGAAAAAUAAUCAGCUGAACAGAAAAAUCCACCCAUGGAUUCCUAUCAGCUAAAUACUAUUAAUUGAUUUUUUAAAAAUUUGCUCAUAGUUUCAAAAGCUGCAAUAUAAUAUAAUGAGAGACCACAGGUAAUUUCUCCCAUCAUUUGGUUUGGCUGGGUAGGGGUGUUGGGUGGGGGUAGCAAUUUGCUUAAAGUUUUACCUUUACACAUUAAGCUGUCUGUAAUAACCUUCUGUUUUGGGCUUGCCAACUGUUGAACUGUUUUAGCUAAACUGAUAGGCAAUUGAGGUUGAUUUAAAUGAAGAGGGUAUUUAACAAAUCCCUACUAUAAAAAGAAACAUUUACUUAAUCGAAAUGUAUUUUUCCUUCUGUUACUAAUUUACCUAAACGUUUACUAUUAACACCAACUGUUCAUGAUCCUGUGCAGGCAGUCUGUAUCAGAGUAAUUAAUGAAGCUAAAGAAGCCAGCUUGCAGGUGCUAAUUUAUUCAACAGAGUGCCCAACCCUUGGGAAUGUCACCGCUUGGCAAUACCAUAUGGAAUGCCCUUUCCAAUGCCAUUUCUUUAUAAGUUUUCUUACAGAGAUUUGAGCAAGUAAGAAAUUAUACCAAAAUGUCUCCAAUGUAUGGUCCUGUAAUAUAUUGCAGCUUGAAGCCAAUGAUCCCUUAUAACUUGUACACAACUAAUGCAUGUUUUGAUUGAAUUUUGCAUUUCUCAUGUGUGGUGAGUUCUUUAAAACAUUUUCGGUCACCUUUUUGUGCCAUUAAACUUGUACAGAAAACGCUUUUAUGGCCAUUUUCAAAGGGAGAAAGUUUGAAAUGGAAACAGCCCACCCUUUCUGCCCUAUAGCUGUAGUUAGAACUCAGUAACUGUAGCAAAACAGCUGUAAUUGGUGGUUGUAGUGUUAGAGGCGUUAGCUUGCUAGUGACUAGCUUUGGAGAGUAAAUGCAUGGUAUUGUACAUCGCAUUUCUUAAAUAACUCAUUUUAACCUCUGAAAAGAAUAUAUUCUUCCUUGUGGUCCCUCUUCCCUCCCUUGCCCUCUCUCUCCCCCUGCUCCCAGGUGUCUUACAGUUGUAAAUAACUGAUUUGGAGGCCAAUAAUUUUUGCCAAGCAAGGUCAGCAAAAAACAAACCACCAAAAGGGAGAAAAUGUCGUCUCUCGGCAGUUAUUGACUAUUUUGCAAGAAAUGGCAUUGUGAUCAAAGACUCACAUCCCCUUUGCAUAAAAAUCAGUGGCAAAUUGGGAGUGUCUUUGACCAUUUGAUUACAUUGCAGGAUUGGCUAGUUCUCAGAAUCACAUAUAAUCGAAAGACAGUGGACAAUGGCGGUCCCUACCCCUGCAGCAAUUUUGAGGGAUUUGGGGACCUCAUAAGGCUCUGCUUGAUCAAUGACCAAUGAUUAUUUUUCAAAAAGAAAAAAAAACAGAGAACGACAACAGAUAUUCAGGGAUGUUUAGCUUCCCCUGUAGAAUAGUCAUAGCCAGAAAAGGCGAGGAUAUGGGUUUAUAUGCUUUGCUGUCGGUUUCCCAGGCAAUGCCUAACCCACUCUUAGACUGUGAUUCAAAAGCAGUGUUCCAAGAAGGCAUUCUCCUUUUUGGUUUGCUGUUCCCACUUGGACUGGUAGGUUUGGUGAGGCCCAUGUAAACCAGCGGGAGCAGACCCUUUUCAUCUCCUGUGCCUGUUAAUAUCCCUCUUCCUCCCUCCACAAUUUGAUGAGGGCUUUCUUUGGUCAGAGGACUUCAAAGUCUAGAGAAGUUCCCCAUGUGUGUAAUGUGUCGUGAACUGUGAGCGCUGCAGAUUCACAGCAUUCAAUACUGGGCAGCCAAAGAGCUGCUCUUGCAAUCAUUUUGGCUCUCAAGCUCUGUUCUUCAUCUCAUUCUCAUUUCUGUGUACAUUUGCAAGAUGUGUGUAAUGUCAUUUUCCAAAAAUAAAACUUGAUUUCAAUA